AUGGCAACGAGAACCAGCGCCUUUGUCAUUAGAGAAUUGGAGGAUCUUUUCGUGCCGAUGUUGCGAAAUUGCGUCGACAUGGUGAGAUUGAAAAAAAUCCAAGCCCAAGUCGUGAAGUUAUCACUGUCACAGAGCAACUUCUUGCUGACAAAAAUGGUGGAUGUGUGUGACAACAACGGGAAUAUAGAGUAUGCAAGUUUGCUCUUCAAUCAAGUGGUUGAACCAAAUGGGUUUUUGUACAACGCAAUGAUCAGAGCUUACACACACAAUCAUAAAUAUAGGGUGGCAAUCACUCUGUACCAGAAAAUGCUAAGACAUCGACAAGCUAAAAAUCAAAUUUUGCCCGACAAAUUCACAUUCCCAUUUGUGUUUAAGUGCUGUGCUGGGCUUUUGUAUCAUUUUCUAGGUCAGCAGGUCCAUGCUCAGCUGUGUAAGUUUGGGCCAAUGUCCCUUUUAAUAAUAGAGAAUGCACUAAUAGAUAUGUAUACUAAGUGUGGCAAUUUGACAGAUGCACAUAAGGUGCUCGAGUGCAUGACUGAAAGAGAUGCCAUUUCUUGGAAUAGCCUACUUUCUGGGCAUGUUAGGGCGGGACAGAUGAGAAAAGCGAGGGCAAUGUUUGAGGAUAUGCCAAACAAGACUAUUGUCUCAUGGACGACGAUGAUAUCGGGUUAUGCUCGAAUUGGGUGUUAUGUGGAUGCAUUGAAUGUUUUUCGCCAAAUGCAAGUGGUAGGCAUUGAACCUGAUGAGAUAAGUAUAGUGUCUGCUUUGCCGGCAUGCGCUCAGCUUGGAGCUCUUGAGGUUGGCAAAUGGAUACACAUGUACGCAGAUAAGAACAGGCUUUCUAGUAAGACUAAUAUUCGUAACGCCCUGAUUGAAAUGUACGCAAAAUGUGGUUGUGUUGAUCAAGCAUGGCAGUUGUUUGAGAAAAUGGUGGAUAGGGAUGUGAUAUCUUGGAGUACCAUGCUUGGGGGGCUAGCAAAUCACGGGAAAGCUCGCGAAGCAAUUGAGCUCUUUCAAGAUAUGCAGCGAACAAAGGUACAACCGAACGGUAUUACUUUUCUUGGUAUCUUAUCAGCCUGCACCCAUGCUGGUUUGUGGGAUGAGGGAUUGAAGUAUUUCGAUUCCAUGAGAAAAUGCUAUCAUAUAGAACCGGAGAUUGAACAUUAUGGUUGUUUAGUCGAUCUUCUUGGACGCUCAGGUCGCCUUGUUCAGGCUCUUGACACAAUAGAAAAGAUGCCAAUGAAGCCAGAUUCAAAGAUAUGGGGUUCUUUGUUGAGUUCUUGCAGGACUCACUGCAAUCUUGAGAUUGCUAGUAUUGCUAUGGAGCACCUUCUUGAGUUUGAACCAGAUGACACAGGGAACUAUGUGUUGCUUUCCAAUAUUUAUGCAGAUUUUGGGAAGUGGGAGGGGGUGUCGAGGAUGAGGAAACUUAUAAGAAGCAAGAGCCUGAAGAAAAUGCCAGGAUGCAGCUUAAUCGAGGUUAACAACGUGGUUCACGAGUUCAUAUCGGGUGAUGAUUCGAAACCAUUUUCAAAAGAUAUUUUUUGGAUGCUAGAGCUGCUAGCAUUUCAUCAUGACAGAACAGAUGAUAUUAUAGAAGUUGCACAGGGGACAUAAGUCGGCAAUUGUGUUAAGAUUAAUAGGAUGUGGUCUUGGUGAAAAAAAUUGUAGCCUAAAUGGAACCUCAAAUUUCAUUUUGAGUUUUAUCUUAUUUAAGUGCAUGAAAUCGUAGCUGAAGUUUUAAGUGAAAA
Molecule: messenger RNA, 1751 nt
Organism: Carya illinoinensis
Lineage: Eukaryota; Viridiplantae; Streptophyta; Magnoliopsida; Fagales; Juglandaceae
Product: pentatricopeptide repeat-containing protein At2g20540
Exons: 1
Coding region: 1-1617 (538 amino acids)
Biological process (GO): RNA modification
Molecular function (GO): RNA binding; protein binding
Source: RefSeq, a predicted model, not a curated record